UGACAGAGGACAGAGGCAGUCCUCCUCCUCUCUCAAUUCCUCCCUCUUAUGUCUGUGUGUUUCUGUCUGUCGUCUCCGCAUGUAUAUGUGAAUACAAAUGUCGGUAAUGGAGACCGUUGAGGACCGGAGCUCGUGCUGUCUUUCCCGCCGGAGACACACAAACUCACCGGACGAACACGCCGACUGAUAAGCAGUCUUCAAAGGGAAACGCCGCCGCCGCUGCUGUUUACCACAGUGACGGUCGCUGGUGUUUUCCUCCUGUUUUUUUUUUUUAACGACACGUCUUCGAAAUCAGAUGCGCUGCUUGAGAAGUUACGGACAAAACACGGAUACAACCUCCAAGUCAUCUUUCACUUAAAAGGAUUUCUUCCUCUUGGAGCCGGCUGUUUUCUGACCUUAAGAAGAAAACUCCUCAGCCGUCCAAUAAGGUAACAUCCACCUACUCAGAUCCAGGAUUCUGGGAAAUGAGCUGCCAAUGAAUCAUCUCAGAGGUCAUCAGUCAUCUCUUGGCCUGGAGGUCUUCUAGAGGGUUUGACCUCCUUGCCACCAUGAAAGGGUUGGGGACCAACCGUAACAGACACCUGUCUGACUCCUGUGAACCUUCAGCAGGCCAUCCAGAAGCCCUGUACAAUCAGAGGACCAGUACCCUGCCGCGUAGUCCCUACCUGCUGAGCCCCACCAUGGAUCACUAUGGCACAAUGGACCCUCAUCUCUAUCAAUCAACAAAUCCAGGCUCCCUUCCACCAGAGUGCAUGCUGCCCCUCAACAACCAGCUGUCCAACAGCAGCACCUUUCCCCGGAUUCACUACAACUCCUAUGACCAGUCUGACUUCUCCCCACCUGGAGACAGCAUUGGGGGGAUAAGUACUGGCACCAUGGGCACCUCCAUGUCCAUGGGCAUGGGAACAGGCAUGGGAAUGGCAGGUCUGAGUGCACGAACACCUAUGAUUACAAGCGGCUCAGCAACUAUAUCACACCAUAUGACCAAGAACCAGGCACCUACCAGUCUGCUGGAGUUUGAUAAGCAGCUACCUGGAGGCCGUGAUGGCUUCAGCACUUUACAGUUUCAUAGAACAUCUGCUGUUGCAGCUGCCAAGCAGCGCACGGACAGUCCAGGUCGUAUUCGUUACAUGCUGCACUCUGUGCAGAAGCUCUUUGCAAAGUCCCAGUCUCUGGAGAGCCACAAUAUGAAAGGAAAUGUCAAUGGACGUUCCACUGGCAGUGGUGGAGGCUCGUCCGGCACAGAUGAUGGAGGGAAGCAGAAUCGCAGAUCCAAAAGCAAAGAUCGGGGUACAAAAUCAGAGGGAACUACCAAGCGACGACCACGCUCCAACAUGUCAGGUUAUUGGAGCUCAGACGAUUUGGACAGCAGUGAUUUAAGCAGCUACCAUAACACCAUGGCCAUGAUGACUCUGGGACGUCACACUGGCCAGGACAGCCAAGGAGGGCAAAGCAGAUACAUCCACAGUGGCUACAACACUAUUAGCACCUCCAAAAGCAGCAAUGACAUGAAGUAUCCAGCACUUCCUAUGCCAGGGGGUGGGGGAGGUGGUGGACUAGGUGAAUCAGGGAGAUUGGUGAUAAAUGAUAAUGACUAUAUGAAAGGAGGGUCCUGGUCUACACUGACCAUGGGGCAGCCAAGACACGUGAUCCAGAAGGGCUCAGCUACUCUGGACAGGUCAAUGCUUAAGUCCAAAUCCUGCCAACAGGAACUAACCUGCAACUAUCUGCAGGUUGGACGUAGGGGUGAUUGGAGUAGCACUUUAGGACGAACUGGUGGUGCCAAUGAAAUACCGUGCCGGCGGAUGCGCAGUGGUAGCUAUGUGAAGGCCAUGGGAGACAUGGAAGACAGUGACGACUCAGAGGGAAGCCCCAAACCCUCGCCAAAAACCGCUGCUCGACGCCAGAGCUACCUCAGGGCUACGCAGCACUCUCUGAGCGACCAGCUACCCCCACGCAACAGAACCCUGGAUUACUCCUUUUUGCAGGGGGAGCUGGAUGCCCUGUGGUCUCCUCUCCACAGUGUAUCCUCUCUACACCAACUGGGCAGGUCAAUGAGCAGCUGUCUUCCAUCUCUCCGAGAGCUCUCCAACAAUCGCAGCCUGGACAACCUAGACUGCAUCGGGGGUUCAGGCUUGUCUUUGCCACCCUGGGAUGAUGACGACUUCAGUCAGGCUUGCAGCACCCUGGGCAGACGAAGCUACACGGGACAGCUAAGGGACCUAGAUAUGAGUCACUAUGAGGACCGCAGCUCAGAGUCCACGUUCAGAGAUUCACGUUCCCACUCUCAGGACAACCCAGAGCCUCCAGACUUGCCCAUGCCAACAUGCUUCCGAUCCCGCAGCCACAGCUACCUGCGAGCCAUCCAGGCUGGAUGUUCCCAAGAUGACGACACAGCAUCCAUGGACUCGGGCUGCUCACCGCCUCCAACUGACCCCACUGUUCGCACCUAUAGCACCAGCACUGUCUCUACGUGCAUAACCACCUGUAAGAAGUCUGCUCCUCCACCAGUGCCCCCCCGCACAACCUCCAAGCCCUACAUUUCAGUGACCGUGCAGAGCAGCACAGAGUCGGCCCAGGACAACUACCUGGACCAGCAGGACAGGAGGUCGGAGGUCAACAGCCAGUCGAGCCACGCCCACAGCAACUCUUCUGACAGCCUUGACAGCAACCGUGCCAACAGCUUGGCCCGGGGGAUCCCCCGCCCUCCACACAUCAUUCCCACUCCCAUCGCGAUACCAAGAGAGCCAAUCGCGCCCACCACCUCCAACGCUUCCACUGAGACCAGUGACGCGGUCAUCCAGCAUGAAUGCCUGAAAUCAAAUAAAGGGAAUUUAGUAGCAGAGGAGCCUCUCGUGGCGCCAGUACCCAGGCGGAAACUGUCCUCCAUUGGCAUACAGGUUGACUGUAUUCAGGAAGUUCCACGCGAGGAAACCCCGCCUUUGGCCAAAUUUCAGUCCAUCGGAGUACAGGUGGAGGACGGGUGGCAGAACAGUCGCUCCAGUAGCAUGGCCUCAAAACAAGAAACAGACUCAGACACACCAGACAUCUCCAUCAUCACCCAUAUCAUCAACGCUAAACACCCUGAGAAGAAAAUCAUGGUCAACAGUGGCAGCCAAUCGAUGAGCUCCCCUCCCGGACAGGACUCUUUAGACAAUGGUGACACUGCUGGUGGCGCCACCUCACCUCCACCGCCAAGACAGAUCCUAAACCGCUCCACCACACGGAGUAGCUCUUCGUCCUUCUCAGAAAGUCUGGACCCUGCGCUCGACCCCUCGUCUCUGCCGCCUCCAGACCCCUGGCUGGAGAGCGGGAACGGCAGCAACAGCAGUGUUCCCCAGAGCGGAGGAGGGGGGACCCUGUGUCGGAGGGACGGACACUGGUUCCUUAAGCUGCUGCAGGCCGAGGCUGGACGAAUGGAGGGCUGGUGCCAGCAGAUGGAACAGGAGACCAAAGACAACCAGAUCUCAGAGGAGGUGCUGGGGAAGGUUCGCAGUGCAGUAGGAAGUGCUCAGCUCCUCAUAUCCAAGAAGUUCAAGCAAUUCCGAGGACUGUGUGAUCAAAACUUGAAUGUGAAUGCCAACCCGCGGCCCACUGACCAGGACCUGGCUGGUUUCUGGGACCUGCUGCAGCUCUCCAUCGAGGACAUCAGCCUCAAGUUCGACGAGCUCUACCACCUCAAGUCUAAUGACUGGCAGCCCGUACAGUGUGCGGCUGUCCAGUCGCCCGCUGAGCGGAAGGACGAAGAGAAUGCGGACCUUCCGGCGACAAAGAAGCCCGGUAAGGGACGGCCAUUGCUGAGCCGUGAGAAGAGCGCCGACUCCUCUUCCACCUCUUCUUCGGCCUCAGCAGAGAAGCAGAGACAAGAGGCUCGCAAGCGUCUGCUAGCUGCUAAAAAGGCGGCCUCGUUUCGCCAGAACUCUGCCACAGAGAGUGCAGACAGCAUCGAAAUCUACGUCCCUGAGGCCCAGACCCGCCUCUGAGAGAGACAGUGGGGGGUAGAAGGUGGUGGGGGGGUGGGGUGUUUAGGAUCAGAAGACAGAUAAGUGAAGUGAAGUACAAAGUGAGGAUGAAUCCUUGAAAUACUUGGAGCAAAGAGAGGAAAACUUUUGCAUUGCAAAUGAGGUACUGUGAGUUGAGAUAAAUGGAGGUGGGGGGAGGAGAGAUCAAACUCCUACAGAUAUGGGGGGUGGGGGGAUUGAUUUGGGCAUUUUUGUCACACUCAUACAGUGAUAGGCUGGUCCUGAUGGAAUCAAAACUUUUAUUAGACAAAACAGGAAACACAACAAGAACUUUCUUGGACUGGAUCAGAUCAUGAAGCAAGAGACUCCUGGUUUCGAGGCAGCCAUUGAAAACCUCAGCUGAUGAACUUUGUCAUUUCUUGUUCCUACUCUUGAUAUCAUACACUUGUUAAUGACGAUAUUAUUACUAUGACGGUUAUAUCCAAAAGAAUCUAUGAAGACUGUUUUAAAUGCUCCUCUAUUUGGCUAUAAGAUAUAUUAAGUAGACAGACAGCAAAUACUAAUGCUCUUCUGUCUCCCAUUGUCCUCCUCUCUAUCCAGAUCAUUGGCCAUCUUGUAGCUUUGCACAACACCCCCUUGUGGCCAUUGAACACACUGCACACACAACAUCCACAGCCCUCACACUGCACACACACGACAAACCUAAACCUAUGUACGUCUUCCUUUCAUUAGUUUGUUGACCUUUUGUUUUGUAUCAAGAAAAUCAAUCUAGAUCUGCUUAUUAUGAAUAUUUUUGGUAUGAUGAAAUUGAAAGUCAGCUUUGAAGGGGUAUAUAUAUAUAUAUAUAUAUAUAUAUAUAUAUUAGCAAUUAACUCUUACAUGUGUGUCCAUCUGACUUUUGUUGUGUCAAAGAUUUGAAGAAGUGGUGACAGGAAGUGGGUAAAUGGUUUUGAAAGAGAGCACAUUCCAAUAGAAAAGAUCACCUAGCAUGUGAAUAUAAAAGUGGCCACAAUAUUCCUGAACAUUUUGUUUUCUUUGAAGUGGAGACUCCUUCCACUCCUAUUAAGUCUCCUUUGCUCUCUCCGUCCCAUUAUUUAGUUUUCUCUGUUUGUGCUGUAACUGCUGAUCUGUGAUUAUUUCAAUCAGGAUUUUGUUUUGUUUUUCGUCACUUUAAUGCUUCUUUAAGUGCUUUUAUUAACCUCACAAACUAUUCCAUUUAUACAGAACAUCUCCAAUUAAUCUAGGGCUUUUAUUAAGGCAAUGCAUCAGGCUACGUAUGCAGGAUAAUAGUUUGUUAAUGUACCAUACACACAUAUGAACGUGUCAUUUUUAUACUGUCUCGAUAAAUCCAACAAAAUCUACGUUUUUUUUGUUACCAUUCUUGUUUCCCCUUAUUGAACAUCAUCCAGAGUACCUGCACUUUUUUUAUUCAAAGGAAAACAAAUUCUAAUUAAAAUCAUUACGGACAUUA
Molecule: messenger RNA, 5433 nt
Organism: Labrus bergylta (ballan wrasse)
Lineage: Eukaryota; Metazoa; Chordata; Actinopteri; Labriformes; Labridae
Gene: dlgap4b
Product: discs, large (Drosophila) homolog-associated protein 4b
Biological process (GO): signaling
Cellular component (GO): postsynaptic specialization; glutamatergic synapse
Molecular function (GO): molecular adaptor activity
Source: RefSeq, a predicted model, not a curated record